UGCUCCCAGUGCAGCACGUCCUCCUGUCACAGGCUGUCGGGCGUCAGAAUGGCCGGACGGCUCUCUCUCCAGGAGGUGGACCUCUCCUGUCCCAUCUGCUGCGAGAUCUUCAAGGACCCGGUGGUCCUGAAGUGCAGCCACAGCUUCUGUGCCGCCUGCCUGCAGCGGUACUGGACCCGGAGGGACCGAAGCCGCGACUGCCCGCUGUGCAGGAGCCAGAGCGUGGACGACCCGGUGCCCAGCCUCACCCUGAGGAACCUGUGUGAGUCCUGGAUCGUCCCCGAGGACGAGGACCCCGAGGAGGGGGCCGCCGGGGAGCCGCCGGGCGAACCGGGGGAGAUGUGCCCCCUGCACGGGGAGAGGCUGAAGCUGUUCUGCCUGUUGGACAAGGAGCCCAUCUGUGUGGUGUGUCACACCUCCAGGAAACACAAGCUGCACGACUGCUGCCCUGUCAGCGAGGCGGUGGCCGACGUGAAGGAGAAGAUGAAGUCGGCCCUGGGCGUGCUGCAGAAGAAGAGGGACGUGUUCGACAAGCUGAAGAAGAACUACGAGGACACUGUGGUGCACAUCCAGGUCCAGGCCCAAUUCGUUGAGAGACGAACCCGCGAGGAGUUUCAGAAACUGCACAGCUUCCUGCAGACGGAGGAGGAUGCCAGGAUGGAGGAGCUGAGGAGCGAGGAAGAGGAGAGGAAGCGAGAGAUGAUGCAGAGGAUUGAAGAGAUUGAGAGAAAUAUAACGUCCAUGUCGGAGUCCAUGAGAGAGUUGGAGGAGAAGAUGGCUUUAGAGGACAUCUUCGUCCUUCAUAAAUGCAAGGCGACGCCGCCAAGAGCCGACAGUCCAGCUGAAGCUCCGGUCUCGGCUCCGGCGGCGCUCAUCGAUGUGGCCAAAUACGUGGGAUCCCUGACCUUCCACGUCUGGGAGAAGAUGCAGAAAAUCAUCAAAUACACCCCGGUCACUCUGGACCCGAACACGGCCGCCCCGUGGCUCACCUUGUCGGACGACCUGGCCAGCGUCUGCGACAGCGACGAGAAGCAGCUGCUGGCCGACACGCCGGAGAGGUUCGACCCCGACACGGCCGUGCUGGGCCGCGAGAGCUUCACCUCGGGGAAGCACUCCUGGGACGUGAACGUGGGCGACAACACGGCGUGGGUGGUCGGCGUGGCCAAGGAGUCGGUGGUGAGGAAGGAGAAGAUGUCGUCGGUGCUGAGGAACGGCUACCUGUGCGUGUACUUCUACCACAACAUGUACUUCGCGGGCACGUCUCCUCUGACCCGCCUCACCCUGAAGACCAACCCGCAAAAGGUCCGGGUGCUGCUGGACUGCGACAAGGGCCGAGUGUCGUUCCACAACCCGCACGACAACUCGCUCAUCUACACCUUCAAGCACCCCAUCGUGGAGAGGGUCUUCCCCUACUUCUGGGUGGGCUGCCAGCAGUGUCCUCUGACCGUGGAGCCCAAGGAAGUUUCCUUGAAGGUUGUUGAGUAUUUUUGAGAGAAGGCAACUUUUUUCUCCCCAAAAAAAGGAUGAAGAGCAUCUCUGAAUAACACAAAGAGCGAGGCGGCUGCUCAGAAUGUGAAAUCAAAGAGCAUCAGAUCUUUUGUGUAUUUCUCCACAGUGUCCACACGAUGAAUGCCUUAUCUGCUCACUGAGAAUUAUUCAACUCGACUUGAUCCCUGCACUCGAAAGGUCCCCUCCCCUCCCUCUUGUCUGUGGUUCUUCUUAUCCUAACACUCUGUGACCUUGAAAUCAGCAUUUAAGAGAAUUAUCCUUUCAUGAAUUUAAGUUUGCAUAAUGAUUCUGCCCUUGCACGUCAAACUCUUGAGCCCAGUCCUGUGUAUUUUAUGACUAAAAAAAGCUUAAUGUGCUCACUAAUGAUGUCAUUGAGGUUUGUGGGAACUAAUUAAUAAUAAAUAAUUUACUAAUAAAAAGA
Molecule: messenger RNA, 1930 nt
Organism: Limanda limanda (common dab)
Lineage: Eukaryota; Metazoa; Chordata; Actinopteri; Pleuronectiformes; Pleuronectidae
Product: nuclear factor 7, brain-like
Exons: 7
Coding region: 49-1491 (480 amino acids)
Biological process (GO): protein ubiquitination
Molecular function (GO): protein binding; ubiquitin-protein transferase activity; zinc ion binding
Source: RefSeq, a predicted model, not a curated record